Molecule: messenger RNA, 1158 nt
Organism: Dovyalis caffra
Lineage: Eukaryota; Viridiplantae; Streptophyta; Magnoliopsida; Malpighiales; Salicaceae
Source: the annotation of a GenBank genome assembly
AUGGCUGAUAGGCACCAGCAACCAUCUGUGAUGCAAAAGAUGGCCAGCCAGGUCUAUCUCAGUUCCGGCCUUUCCCAAGGCUUUCAGAAGCCUGCUUUACACCAAAAGCAGUUUGCAUAUGGAAAUUAUUCCAAUGCAGGAUUCCAGUAUGCCAUGACAAGGACUUGCCGAUCUACCCCUGACAUGUCUGUGGUUGCAUCUACCACCUCACCUGUACUUGUCCAAGCCCCAUCUGAGAAAGGUGCUGCUGGCUUUGCUAUUGAUUUUCUCAUGGGUGGAGUUUCUGCAGCUGUGUCCAAAACUGCUGCAGCUCCCAUUGAGCGUGUGAAGCUCUUGAUCCAAAACCAGGACGAGAUGAUCAAGACUGGUCGACUCUCCGAACCAUACAAGGGAAUUGGAGAUUGUUUCAGCCGAACAAUGAAAGACGAGGGGAUGUUGUCAUUGUGGAGAGGGAACACAGCCAAUGUCAUCCGUUACUUCCCCACUCAGGCCCUGAACUUUGCAUUCAAAGAUUACUUUAAGAGGCUUUUCAACUUCAAGAAGGACCGUGAUGGCUAUUGGAAGUGGUUUGCUGGUAACUUGGCAUCUGGUGGAGCUGCUGGUGCCUCUUCACUACUCUUUGUCUAUUCUCUGGAUUAUGCCCGUACCCGUCUUGCAAAUGAUGCGAAGGCUGCAAAGAAGGGAGGGGAGAGGCAAUUCAAUGGCUUGGUUGAUGUCUACAAGAAGACAUUGCAAUCAGAUGGUCUUGCUGGGCUUUACCGUGGAUUUAACAUUUCAUGUGUCGGCAUUAUUGUAUACCGUGGUCUGUAUUUUGGAAUGUAUGAUUCUUUGAAGCCAGUAAUCCUAACUGGAAAGUUGCAGGAUAGUUUCUUUGCUAGCUUUGCUCUUGGUUGGGUCAUCACCAAUGGUGCUGGUCUUGCAUCCUAUCCAAUUGACACCGUCCGCAGAAGAAUGAUGAUGACGUCCGGGGAAGCUGUCAAGUACAAGAGCUCCCUCGAUGCAUUUGCUCAGAUCCUCAAGAAUGAGGGUGCUAAAUCCCUCUUCAAGGGUGCUGGUGCAAACAUCCUCCGUGCAGUUGCUGGUGCCGGUGUACUUGCCGGAUAUGACAAGCUUCAGGUGAUUGUCUUCGGAAAGAAGUAUGGUUCUGGUGGUGCCUAA